Messenger RNA from Prosopis cineraria, 1723 nucleotides. RefSeq names its product phenylacetaldehyde reductase-like. The record is from RefSeq and is a predicted model, not a curated record. Gene Ontology annotation, molecular function: oxidoreductase activity, acting on the CH-OH group of donors, NAD or NADP as acceptor. The transcript is spliced from 6 exons. Bases 260 to 1243 code for a protein of 327 amino acids. NCBI's taxonomy places the organism in Eukaryota, Viridiplantae, Streptophyta, Magnoliopsida, Fabales, Fabaceae.
CCGACCACAUGCAUGAAAUUGGAACUCUCCUUGUCUCCUCCAUGCCGUUUGUGCAUCUGUAAACUGUGAGCAAUCAAUUGAAGACACCCGUCAACAAAGUUGGAGGUCUCAAUCGACGCUUUGACGAAGAUGAUACGUUGAAGCCAGCAGGAUCACGGGUUUCCUUUAUAAGCGAUGGGUACAAUUCAAAGCCCGGAGAUAAAAACCAAGCCAAGGACUUGCGUAAGUUCAAGCAUUGGACUAGGAAGAACGAGAGAGAAUGGAAAGCGACACAGGAAAAGGAAAGGUGGUGUGCGUGACAGGUGCUUCUGGGUUUAUUGCUUCCUGGAUCGUCAAGCUUCUUCUGCUUCGUGGUUAUACUGUGAAGGGCACUGUUCGUGACCCGAAUGAUCCAAAAAAGGUAGAUCACUUGCUCAAACUUGAUGGAGCAAAGGAGAGGCUGCAGUUGAUUAAAGCAACUCUUCUGGAAGAAGGUUCCUUUGACUCUGCUGUUGAAGGGUGUGAGGGCGUCUUUCAUACUGCAUCUCCUGUUGCUCUCAAUGUCAAAGACCCACAGGCUGAAUUAAUUGACCCAGCAGUCAAAGGAACUCUUAAUGUUCUCAAAUCAUGUGUGAAAUCACCAUCUGUGAAACGAGUUAUUUUAACCUCUUCCAUUGCUUCAGUUUUAUAUAAUGGAAAGCCUACAACUCCUGAGGUUGUAGUUGAUGAGACUUGGUUUUCAAAUCCAGACAUCUGUAGGGAAUAUAAGCUCUGGUAUGUACUUUCCAAGACUUUGGCUGAAGAUGCUGCCUGUAAAUUUGCAAAAGAAAACAACAUUGACAUGGUGGCUCUCAACCCAGCAGUGGUGAUUGGACCGCUCUUGCAACCAUCACUUAACGAAAGUUCUGCUGCAAUAUUGAACAUAAUAAAUGGUGCGCAAACAUUUCUAAAUUAUUCUUUAGGCUGGAUUCAUGUGAAAGAUGUUGCAAUUGCUCAUAUUCAAGCAUUUGAGAUUUCUUCAGCUAGUGGAAGGUAUUGUUUGGUUGAGACAGUGGCACACUACUCUGACAUUGUGAAGAUUUUGCAUGAGCUAUACCCAACAUUACGACUCCCAGAGAAGUGUGAGAAUGAUGAGCCAUUACAGGCAGUGUAUCAAGUUUCCAAAGAAAAGGCAAGAACUUUGGGGAUUGAGUUCACUCCCCUGGAAACGAGCCUCAAAGAGACUGUGGAAAGCUUGAAAGAGAAUAACUUUAUCAAUUUUUAGUGUUGAUCUUUCCCUAAAACAUGAAUGCUAAUAAUCUUAAUAUUAUAUUUGAUACUUGGAAAAGCUUCUUCUAAAAAGAAAAUGAAAAAUGCAUCUAUCAUUUUUUCUUCCUAGAUGUGUUUCUCAUUUUCUUUCUAGAAAAUACUUUUUCACGUGCCAAACAUUAUCCAAGUAAGCUCUAAAUUAGUGCCUUUAGUGUUAGCCAAUCCAUUGGCUUUGUGAAUUGUGAUAAUAUCUACCAUGCUUGGUGAGUAAUAACUAUGAUGCUUGGCUUUUGCUUGAAUUCUGUACAAGUUCUCUGUCAGUGUGCUGGUGAGAUGUCUUACAAGCUUGUCCAUGCUUCUUCCUCUUGUCAUUCUCUUAGAGACAAUUCUUCAAGACCUCCUAGAAUUGGUUUAAUGCAUCGGAGAAGGAUAAUCAACUAGAUUAGUUUUUGUACAUCAUGCUGAGUAAAUUAUAAUCUCCAUGGGAUUUGGGUCU